AUGUCUGGUGAUCAACUACAGAAGCAAAUUCCCCCAAAACCACCGGAUGUAUCUAAAACCUUUGCUUCACUUUUUACGAGCCCGAAGAACUCUGUUUUGUUCUUGAACCCGACAACUUGCUCGGGCUUGGUUCUUGGAUCAAAUUCUGAUAUAGUUCCUGUUUAUUAUGGUAAAAUCUCAUCUAUGCCUCCUUCGAUUUAUAAGGUAGAUCAAAAUUCCUCAUCCAAUCAAAUCCCUUCGAAUGUUCAGAUCCCAUCUUUUACCCAAAUUUCUUCGGUUACUCAUAUUCCUUCGAAUGGUAAGAUCUUGUCAAAUUCUCAUAAUCCUUCGUCUGUGUUGGUAUCAUCGUCAGAUUCUUUUCCUUCAAAUGUUCAGAUUUCUUCUAUUUCGCAAAUUCCUUCGAUUGUCCAAGUUUCUUCGAUUUCUCAUGAAUCUUUGGUAAAUCCUGUGAGUGGUCAGAUUGCUUCUGAUAUUCCUGGAGGGACUUUGAGGAAUUUGAUUUCUUCCGUAGAAGCUCCAAAGCCAGCAAAACGAGUGGUAUACAACAACGGCGAACUGGGAAUGUAUUGGUCGCUAGAGGAAACUCAACAAUUAUCAAAGGGUUUUCAUCAGUCUUUGAUUGGGAAAUGUGCAUACGGUAAGCCUUCUGUGGGAGUAAUCAAGGAGUUUAUCAAAUCUAACAAGGUCAUGAUGAAUGGAAGGGUCAAAAAACGUAUGGAGACUGAAGCUGUAAUAGCUAAUAAAGUGACCGAGCCAGUAAAGGAGAGAAAUAAAGGGGAUGAAUGGAAGGGUCCUAAAGGGAAAGUAGUUGGUCAGGAAGUUCAGAGGGACAAACAAAAAAUGGAAUAUAGACAAAAAUCUGUUAUUCCUACUCAGGGGAUAGAAAAUAGAUUUGCUGUUUUGGAUAUUGAUGUUGAUGUCUCAGAGAGGGGAAUGACAGAGAUAGGGGAUGCUGGUGCUUUGGGAGAGAUGAAUGACAAAGAGGUGAAUCUGAAUAAUGAGAUUCAGGAAGUAGAGGUGGUGGAGAAGGUAGUAAGUGAGAAGGAAUUGAGUAAUCAGGAGGGAAAAAUAGAGUUGUCUGGGAAUGGUAGACAAGAGAAGCUUUUUAUUGAAUCUGAUCUUGGAAGGUUGCCUCAGAAUAAAGAUGUGCUGAAGGAAGAUGUGUUGGAGGAAAAGGAUUCUUCUUUCCUUGUUGAUUAUCAUUAUGAUGCUAGGAAGGGUUCUGGCAUGUCGUUAGAUGAUGAGAUGGAUCUGGUCAGAAGUAAGGAGCCCCCUAAUAAGGGUUAUUUGUCUGAUGUGGGCAGCUCUAAGAGUGGAGAAUGGGGUAUUAUGUUUACAGAGGAUCAGGAGGAGUCUAAUGAUUUCAACUUGAAAGUGGUACCCUCUUCAACAGCACAUAUUGGACUUAAGUCUGAAGGAUUCGUUUGCCAUGACCAACAUUGCAGUGAUGGUCUGCUGAUCUGUUGCAUAAAAUCUCCAAAGUCAUUAUAUAAUGUUGUGAAUCUAAUCCCUGAAUUCUGUUUCCAAUGUUCUUUGCAGGUGUCACAGUGGAUGACCGAUAAAAGAUACAUUCCCCUCAUGCAAGGUGACAUUGCCAACCGGCUAAAUUUGAUUUGUAGAGUGCAUGGCUUAGAAGAAGCUGAGAAAUAUUUCAAAAACAUACCGCAAAUAUUAAAAGGCUAUGAAGUUUAUUUGGCUCUUCUGAAUUGCUAUGCGCAUGACAAAACAGUGGAAAAAUCGGAGACCUUCAUGCAGAAAUUAAGGGAUAUGGGGUAUGCUAGGACACCACGGAGCUACAAUAUUAUGAUGAAUUUAUAUUAUCAAAUGAAAAGUUGGGAGAAAUUAGACACUCUGGUGCAUGAAAUGGAAGAGAAGGGCAUCUAUUUUGACUACUACACAUAUAGCAUUCGCCUAAGCGCAUAUGCUGCGGCUUCUGAUAUUGAAGGAAUGGAUAAAAUUGUCACAAAAAUGGAAUCUGAUCACCGCGUUACUCUGGACUAUUUUACUUACGCUGUUGCGGCAGGUGGGUACUUGAAAGUUGGUUUGGUGGAUAAAGCUUUGGCAAUGUUGAGUAAAUUGGAGGGACAGAUGAUUUCAACCAAGAAAAGGAAUGUUGCAUUUGAUUGUCUCCUCAGACUGUAUGCAGGCACUGGGAAAAAAGAUGAAUUGCACCGGAUCUGGAAUCUGUACAAAAAGGAGAAAAUCUUUAACAAGGGUUAUAUGACCAUGAUGAGCUCACUAUCGAAAUUUAAUGCCAUUGAAGAUGCUGAGAAGAUUUUUGAGGAAUGGGAAUCGAGGGGCUUAGCCUAUGAUUUUCGGAUUCCGAACUGCUUGAUAGAUGUUUAUUGUAGAAAUGGUUUCUUAGGGAAGGCUGAAUCCCUUUUAGAAAGGGGGAUAGCCAACGGGGGCAAUCCUUCUGCUAAUACGUGGUGCUCAUUGGCUGGUGGGUAUAUUGAAAAUAAUCAAGUUGCAAAUGCUGUGGAAGCUUUGAAGAAAGCAAUUUUGAUUUGUCCAUCUAAUUGGAAGCCCAGCAAAGAGACUUUGUCGGCCUGUUUGGAAUUUUUGGAAAGGCGGGGAGAUGUGGAAGAAGCAGAGGAAUUCAUAGAGCAACUGAAAACACACAAAAUUUUCUCAGCAGCUGUUCACGACAGAUUGCUAAGUUGUAUAAGGGUUGGGAAGACACAAUCUUAAGUGCAUAUAGUCACACGUAAUGGGUCGUUGUUAUUGGGGUUUAAGAAAUACAUACAGCCUGGGAGGUAAAGCAGUAUGGUGACUACUGAGUUAAGCAGUGAGAAGUUUUGGGUUGCUGUGAUUGAUGUUUUAUAUCUUGGCUAGUAUUGUGAUUAUUAUUUCAGCCAUUGCAAUGGAGCAGCAGGCAUAGUACAAUACAACUAACAAAACUGUGGGUUGAUGACUGUUAUUUAUGCAUGUGCUCACUUCAACCAUGAAUCCUAGUGCUGUAAAGAAGAAAUUGCAAGCAAUAUACUGUGUAAGUCCAUAUCUUCCUUUAUUUUGGUUCUUGUCAAAUCAGAACUCUCAGAUGGA
Molecule: messenger RNA, 3045 nt
Organism: Ilex paraguariensis (yerba mate)
Lineage: Eukaryota; Viridiplantae; Streptophyta; Magnoliopsida; Aquifoliales; Aquifoliaceae
Source: the annotation of a GenBank genome assembly